UCUAAUCCGAUUGUUUACAAAAAUUUCAGCGCGAAAUAUUGCUAAUAAUUGUUUAUAUAAAUUCGCCAAUGAAAUACACUUUAGAAGGCAACAAUGCAAGAGUCAUUGCCAAAGCCGUCCAAUCCCUUUCAAAGGUGGGAAAGGAAAUGUUUAUUGAAAUUGACCAACAGGGAUUACAAAUGAGGGCCAUAAAUGCCACCCAAUCGGCGGUUGGUAGUAUUUUCUUUAAACGUUCCAUGUUUGAGAUAUUCGACAUGCCGCCCAACUCGGAUUUCUAUUGUAAAAUAUCCAUGAAAGGAUGUUUGGCAGUUUUCCGAAAUAUGAAUGAGGUUGAAUACUGUGAACUUAACGUAAUUGACGAUCAAACCAACCUGAAGGUGAAUCUGCGCUGCAAGUUGGAGACAACAAAAGAGGCCACUAUAUCCAUUAUAGAUGACCAAAACAUCAACACCAACAUUGACACGGAUCCCAGACCAAAUGUAAUUCGUGGUGAACACAAACUGUUUACUGAUAUUUCGAAUAACUUUAACACCACAGAGGAAGAACUAACGCUGGAGGCCAACUCCCGCAGUUUAGUCGCAAAGAACUAUAUAGAAGGCGCCAGAGUUAACGACAAAUUUAUGAGAACCCAACUGAAACUAAAGCCCAGUGAAUUCGAUCAAUACCAAGUGACGAAUGAAACAAUCAUAACAUUUUGUAUCAAGGAACUACGCGCCUUUCUCCUCUUCGCAGAGUGUUUGAAUGCCUCGCUUACUUUGGAGUUUGACGAUGCGGGAAGACCUCUUUUAAUAAAGAUUAAAAAGCAUGGCGAGAUUGAGUGCUUGUUGAUCAUGUCCACUCUCUCGCCGGAGGAUGUGAGUUUCUCGGAGGACUACUGUCAAAGGGAUUUGACUGUUCGAGAUCAGGAUGUACCGGUAGAAGCUUCAAAGAAAAAGAGUAAAAAUCCAGAACCAACGCCAAAAACAAACAAGCGAAAGAGCAGCCAACCAGAACCGGCUAGAUCGCAACCAAAACGAAGAUUGGCCGAGAGUGACCACGAAACGAGUAUAGAGACACCGCUGUUUCAGUUCCGAAACUCAGAGGCGGCGUCUGUGCAGCAGCCCAGGAAUUUGGCUGAAGUAGAUACUGUGGAUUUAAUUGAGUGUGAGGCUGAUGAGGAAGCUCUAAUGCUGGCCGCCGCAGAUGCAGCUCUGGAGGCCACCUUAGCACCCAAUGCGCCCCAAGUUCCUAACAGUACAGAGGUUUGCUUCUACAACUCCGAUGAUCCGCCGAACACACAGAUGCCUCAGCUGCCGGCCUCAUCCUCUGAUGAUGAUGAAACCAUUCCACAGUCUCCACAACGCCAGACCAGAGUGCGAGCGAUAUUCUCCAGGUGUUUUCAAAGCACAUACGUUCCCCGGGAGCCAUCGCCGAAUAGUCAGGCCUUUGCGCCCAAUUCUGAUACAGAGGAUUAGCCUAGAUUUGAUCGUUUAUU
Molecule: messenger RNA, 1474 nt
Organism: Drosophila bipectinata
Lineage: Eukaryota; Metazoa; Arthropoda; Insecta; Diptera; Drosophilidae
Gene: Rad9
Product: cell cycle checkpoint control protein Rad9
Biological process (GO): mitotic intra-S DNA damage checkpoint signaling; DNA replication checkpoint signaling; DNA repair
Cellular component (GO): checkpoint clamp complex
Source: RefSeq, a predicted model, not a curated record